AACAGAUACAGGCACCGCACGUCAAUACUCGUGGAGCCGACAACAUGUGGAGGUGUGUAGUACUGCUGUCUAUCUGUUGUGGGCUAGCUGCGGGGCAGCUGGGACUGGGACUAUUCGGUGACGAUCUAUAUUCACAACACGCAGCUUGUGGUCCAAACGAAUACUUUGAACAAUGUACACAUGAUUGCCCACCAGAGAAAACAUGUGAAACUCGCAAAUUUAAUAUAAAUUGUCCAGCAGUAGUUACACCCUGUAUCGCAAGAUGUAUAUGUAAAGAGGGCUACUACAGGAAGGGUCCAGGCGGCGAAUGUAUAUCAGAAGAAGAAUGUGGACCAGCUUGUGGUGAAGGCGAGGAGUACAAGGAUUGCACAAAUCCUUGUAUAGAUGAGAGCUGUGAUGCAAUGGGAAGUCUGAUACCGAACUGCACCGCUCCUGAGCCCUGCGAACCAGGAUGUGCUUGCAAAGAAGGAUUCUACAAGCUGUAUAACUUUAUAUGUGUACCCAAAUGUUAUUGUCGCCAGUUAAGAGAUACACCUGAAUGCAAAAAUUAGUUAAAUUAGUUUUGUUGUUCGUCUUUAUGUAAAUAAAGCAGCGGUUCGUACGGCAAAUUGAUAUGAGUAUAUAAUUAUCACACUUAAUCAUUUAUAUGUUGUUUAAUUUAAGUUUAAUUAAAUAAAGAGAAUAUAAAAAUGUUUAUUAAACAGCGA
Spodoptera litura is the source of this 707-nucleotide messenger RNA. Its product is annotated as zonadhesin-like. Lineage: Eukaryota; Metazoa; Arthropoda; Insecta; Lepidoptera; Noctuidae. The record is from RefSeq and is a predicted model, not a curated record.